AUGCAGCACAACAGCAGCGGUGCUUUAUCUGCACUCGGCUCUGGAGUCUGUGAACUCGGACUGGAUGACGGCGGUGACCCGUGGAACCGUAGUGCAGGGACCCAGCGGAACCUCUCUCUUUACUGCUGGUUGCAGCUGCUGACCAAAGAAACCAUGCCGGAGCUUUACGGGGACAGCUCGAGCAUGGCUCUGCGUGUAAUCAUCGCCCUCAUCUACCUCAUCGUGUGCGCUCUGGGGCUGGUGGGCAACUUGUUGGCGCUGUACCUGCUUCAGUCACGUCACCGGCUCAAGCAGUCAUCUAUAAACUGUUUUGUCAUGAGUUUGGCCAUAACAGACUUGCAAUUUGUCCUAACGCUGCCGUUUUGGGCAGUGGAUACAGCGCUGGACUUCCGCUGGCCGUUCGGAAAGGUCAUGUGCAAGAUUAUCAGCUCGGUCACAACCAUGAACAUGUACGCCAGCGUCUUCUUUCUUACAGCUAUGAGUGUCACACGAUACUGCUCGUUGACGUCGUCUUUGCGCAUGCACAGCCCCAAGACGGCGUCGGCCGAGGUGAAGUGGGCGAGUGUGGCCAUCUGGCUGGUAUCUCUCAUCGCCACGCUGCCUCAUGCCGUCUACUCCACCACAGCGCAGGUGUCAGACGAUGAACUCUGCCUUGUACGCUUCUCGGAUUUAGGAAGCUGGGACCCACAACUUUUGCUGGGACUUUAUCAAACACAAAAGGUCCUCCUGGGCUUUGUCAUACCGCUGAUUAUUAUAAGCGUUUGUUACUUGUUGCUGCUGCGAUUCGUCUUGCAGCGCCGAGUCAGCGGACUCCCUGGGUCAGACAGCGAACGUGGGAGGCACAAACGUCGAUCCAAGGUUACCAGAUCGGUCACCAUUGUCGUCUUAUCGUUCUUCCUUUGUUGGCUGCCAAACCAGGCACUGACACUCUGGGGGGUCUUGAUUAAGUUUGACCUGGUGCCUUUUAGCAAGGCUUUCUACAAUGCCCAGGCCUAUGCCUUCCCCAUAACGGUGUGCCUGGCACACACUAAUAGCUGCCUCAAUCCGGUGCUUUACUGCCUCAUCAGGCAGGAAUACCGUGCCAGUUUGAAGCAGCUUCUUCUCAAAGCCACACCCUCUCUACACACCCUGACUAAAAUGGUGCGCAGAAAUCCCAAGGUGUCGGACGCUGCAGUGGGUCUGGCCGUCGUACAGAUGGAAGUUGGGCUGUGA
Trichomycterus rosablanca is the source of this 1212-nucleotide messenger RNA. RefSeq names its product relaxin family peptide receptor 3.2a (gene rxfp3.2a). The coding region runs from base 1 to 1212 and encodes 403 amino acids. Gene Ontology annotation, biological process: calcium-mediated signaling; positive regulation of cytosolic calcium ion concentration; immune response. The record is from RefSeq and is a predicted model, not a curated record. Gene Ontology annotation, molecular function: C-C chemokine receptor activity; C-C chemokine binding. Lineage: Eukaryota; Metazoa; Chordata; Actinopteri; Siluriformes; Trichomycteridae. The transcript has a single exon. Gene Ontology annotation, cellular component: membrane; external side of plasma membrane.